Bufo bufo (common toad) is the source of this 2203-nucleotide messenger RNA. RefSeq names its product pseudouridine synthase 7 like (gene PUS7L). The record is from RefSeq and is a predicted model, not a curated record. The transcript has 9 exons. Lineage: Eukaryota; Metazoa; Chordata; Amphibia; Anura; Bufonidae. Gene Ontology annotation, biological process: pseudouridine synthesis. Gene Ontology annotation, molecular function: pseudouridine synthase activity; RNA binding. The coding region runs from base 136 to 2190 and encodes 684 amino acids. Gene Ontology annotation, cellular component: nucleus.
UGCACGGGUGGUUGUAGCGUCCAGCGCUGUGCGGUCCCUGAGUCUCCCUCCAUGCUGUUUACCACAUGAUGUACAUGAGCAGGUUACUGCAGUAGCACAGGCUGCAGAGACCAUUUCAGACUGUUCAUUAAUAAGAUGGAAGAAAAACCUCUAGAUCUUGGCUCUCUUUCUUAUAUAAAUGAUCAUAUUGGCUUUUAUGGAACCAUGAAAAAUUCUCCAGAUGACUUUGUUGUAACAGAGAUUGAUGUCAAUGGGCAGCUGGUUACAAAAGUCUACAAAGAAGUAAAUGAAGAAUUACAAACACAACAGAGUAAUGACCGAAACAUCAAAAAGCCGAAACUAUGCCCAGGUGCCGUUGAGAUUAAAGACACCCUUGAUGGAGAUAUAUGUGAGGCUUUGGUUGCGAAGACUGGUCAUGUUUUUGAGGACCAAGAUGUUCCCGAAUGCGAGGAAGACCAGUAUAAUGUGCUUAAUACUUUGUUGUGUCUGGAUGUUGUGGAAUCCCUAACUAACUUUGCAUGUUCAGUAAGAUCUGCCUUUGAAUCUAAAGUAACCGGAGGUGAGCAACGGGAACUGUCUUUGGGCCUUUUUCCAGAGAAAAAUUCUCGAGCCGGUCUCCACGGUGCUGUGCGACAGACAUUCCCAUUCCUCCUCACUUUUACCAGAAGCACGGAGCUUCUCGUUAAACCAAAUCUGGAUUACCAAGAGCUUUCCUUGCUGACAUCUGAAGAGGAAGCAGAUAAAUUCUUUACAUUUUUAGAUGCAAAAGUAGAAAACUCAAGGUUUACAUUUCAACCAGAUGUCUGUAAAGAACACAGGACAUCUGUACACCAUUUCAUCAGUAAGAAAUUCGGGAAACUGGUAGAAACCAAAUCCUUUUCUGAGAAAUGCAAUGAUGGACAGCAGAAGGUGUGCAUAACUGUUAGAUUCAGGGAGAGAAGAGGCUCAUCUGGAAAAAGACCGAGAUCAGAGGAAACCCCUGACAUAUUUACAGCUUUUACCCUCGAGAAAAAGAACCUGGAAACUCUGGAAGCUAUUGGUUACCUGGCUUCUGCGCUUGGUGUCCUCCCUUCAGACUUUAGCUAUGCUGGUAUUAAAGAUAAGAAAGCCAUUACAUACCAGUCUGUGGUUGUGAAGAAAGUUACUCCAGAGAGGUUACGUGGAGCUGAAGGACUACUGGAAAAAAAGGGACUGAAGAUAUAUAACAUACAUCCUACUAACCAGCACUUACAUCUUGGCCAGUUAAGUGGAAACCAUUUCAGCAUGGUUGUGAGAGAUGUAAGAUGUCAUACUGGUGAUCCAUCAGAAGACCUUGAGAGGAGAGUUUAUGAGGCAGCACAUAAGAUCAAGAACAGAGGCUUUAUCAACUAUUAUGGACCACAAAGAUUUGGAAAGGGGCAGAAUGUGCAGUCACAUAAAAUAGGAUUGGCUUUACUGAAAGGAGAAAUGGCACUGGCCAUCAAAUUGUUUUUCACCCCUGAAGAAGGUGAUGAUCCUGUAAAUAAAGCAAAACAAUAUUUUUACCAAACCGGGGAUAUUAAAGGUACCCUUCCCCUAAUGCCAGCCUAUAAAGUCCGUGAGAGAAUGCUGCUGCGGGCACUGAAUCGUUAUGGGAUGAGUGAUGAGGGAUGUAUACGAGGAUGGCUCAGUAUUCCACAUUCAAUGCGCAUCUUCUAUAUCCACGCGUAUUGCAGUAAGGUCUGGAAUGAAGCUGCAUCUUAUAGAAUAGCAACCUUUGGCUCAAGAGUUGUAGAAGGGGACUUGGUACUUCACAACCACAAUGCCAUUGAAAUAACUUCAUUGAGUGACAGGGUUCAUAUUGUCACGGCUGCAGAAGAGGAAGUAGAAGCAUAUUCUAUGCAUCAAGUAGUUCUUCCAAUGCCAGGACACAGCAUCAAAUACCCUACUAAUCAGGUUGGAGAGUGGUAUAAAGAAGCUCUUGCGAGUGCUGGGCUGCAGUCCUGUAAAUUUCGAGUUGGCACAUUACAGUUGAACAUUCCUGGCUGUUACAGGCAUAUAAUAAAAUAUCCACAUCAUUUGAUUUAUGAACUUGUGGUAGAGAUUGAUAAGCAAAGUCAGGAAACAGAUUCCAAACAUACUAAGAAAAUAACAUUAAAGUUGUCAUUUCAGUUAGAUUCUUCCUGUUAUGCUACUGUUUGUCUCCGAGAGAUGAUGAAGUGUAACUUUUAAUGCUCCAUAAUCU